AGGCGGCGUUCCCGGCGGAUGCCAGCGCAGGCGCAGUGGCUCGAGAGGCCUGGCUCUGUGGCGCACCGUCAGUGAGGAGGGCUGCUCUGCGCCCGUCGCCGACCCGGGUUUCCCGGGGCCUCACCCGAAUGAUGCCCCGCUAUUGCGCAGCGAUUUGUUGUAAGAACCGCCGGGGACGAAACAAUAAAGACCGGAAGCUGAGUUUUUAUCCAUUUCCUCUACAUGACAAAGAAAGACUGGAAAAGUGGUUAAAGAAUAUGAAGCGAGAUUCAUGGGUUCCCAGUAAAUACCAGUUUCUAUGUAGUGACCAUUUUACUCCUGACUCUCUUGACAUCAGAUGGGGUAUUCGAUAUUUAAAACAAACUGCAGUUCCAACAAUAUUUUCUUUGCCUGAAGACAAUCAGGGAAAAGACCCUUCUAAAAAAAAAUCCCAGAAGAAAAACUUGGAAGAUGAGAAAGAAGUAUGCCCAAAAGCCAAGUCAGAAGAAUCAUUUGUAUUAAAUGAGACAAAGAAAAAUAUAGUUAACACAAAUGUGCCCCCUCAACAUCCAGAAUUACUUCAUUCAUCUUCCUUGGUAAAGCCACCAGCUCCCAAAACAGGAAGUAUACAAAAUAACAUGUUAACUCUUAAUCUAGUUAAACAACAUACUGGGAAACCAGAAUCUACCUUGGAAACAUCAGUUUACCAAGAUACAGGUAUAGGUGAUUUUCACACAUGUUUUGAGGAUCUGAAUUCUACAACCAUUACUUUGACAACUUCAAAUUCAGAAAGUAUUCAUCAAUCUUUGGAAACCCAAGACGUUCUUGAAGUAACUACCAAUCAUCUUGCUAAUCCAAACUUCACAAGUAAUUCCAUGGAAAUAAAGUCAGCACAGGAAAAUCCGUUCUUAUUCAGCACAAUUAAUCAAACAGUUGAAGAAUUAAAUACAAGUAAAGAAUCUGUUAUUGCCAUUUUUGUACCUGCAGAAAAUUCUAAACCUUCAAUUAAUUCUUUUAUAUCUACCCAAAAAGAAACUAUGGAAAUGGAAGACAUAGACAUCGAAGACGCCUUGUAUAAGGAUGUAGACUAUGGGACGGAAGUUUUACAAAUCGAACAUUCUUACUGCAGACAAGAUAUAAAUAAGGAACAUCUUUGGCAGAAAGUCUCUAAGCUACAUUCAAAGAUAACUCUUCUAGAGUUAAAAGAGCAACAAACUCUAGGUAGACUGAAGUCUUUGGAAGCUCUUGUAAGGCAGUUAAAGCAGGAAAACUGGCUAUCUGAAGAAAAUGUCAAGAUUAUAGAAAACCAUUUUACAACAUAUGAAGUCACUAUGAUAUAGAAUAACUAGGUUUUAAAACUAUGACUGUUAAAUAAGCUUUUUCCAGCCAAAGCAAACUACAUGUAAACUUUUUCCUGUAUAAAGUUCUCAUCUUAAUGAACCUAUGACAGUGUUGUAAAGUUAUGAACUGUAUCCUAUUCUUGUAAUGCUCAUUUAAGAAAAACAGAGUUGGGCUGGAAAGAAAAGCAGUUUUAUUACUUGAUACUUUUCCAAAUUAAAACUUAGCACAUAAAAGGAUUCAGUUAUAACAUGAGAAAACAAAGAAGUGGUCAAAGAGCACAGAUUAGAAGUCAGGUUCAGGAAUCAGUCCUGGGUCUACCACUGGCAUAUGACUUGGGCAAGUUACUUACGAUUGUGCCUCAGUCCCUAAUUUGUAAAAUAAGCACUUACAGAUUUCUGAUUGGUUCUUUAUAGAGCCUUCCCUUUUUAUUAAGAUACUUCUAUUAGAACACAUUUUCUAUAAGAUAAUGCAUACUUAAUACUAGAAGUUGGCUAGAAUUUGAUGAUAUUAACUAUGUAUUAUUUUCAAUAUUUAUUGAAUUCUGUAGUGUUUGACCUUUUGGCUGUAGUUAUAUAUUACAGUUAUAUAUCUGUAAUAGAAAGGAAGAUAAAACUUUUUUUUUUUUUAGAUGGAGAGAUGGAGUCUCACUCUGUAACCCAGGCUAGAGUGCCAUGGCCCGAUCUCAGCUCACUGCAGCCUCUGCCUCCCGGGUUGAAGUGAUUCUCCUGCCUCAGCCUCCCGAGUAGCUGGGAUUACAGGUGCACACAACCACAUCCGGCUUAUUUCUGUAUUUUUAGUCGAAACGGGGUUUCACCAUGUUGGCCUGGCUGGUCUUGAACUCCUGACCCCAGGUGAUCCACCUGCCUCAGCCUCCCAAAGUGCUGGGAUUAUAGGCAUGAGCUACUGCGCCUGGCCAAGAUAGAACUUUUAUAAUUUUAUGCCAGUUGAACUAAAGGAACCACCCAUUAGCCCAGUUCUUAGGAGAGGUACUUCAAACUUGAAAGAGUAUGUAUUUCAGUAACUUAUAUGUGGCUAACCAUCAAAUACAUAGUCAUCUAAGCUUCUAAAUGUUCUGUAUGUAUACAGUUAUAUUUAUAAACCAAAAAUUUUAAUGAGGUUAAUUUUAAAUAUAAGUAUAUUUUAGAAAUCACAGUUUGUAUCUGUUUCUUAGUAGGUGUGGCUUUUAAAAUAUGUGCUUGUUCAUUGUUAAAUUCCAGAAUAAUAAGGAAAGAGAAGUGAUGGUAAUGUAAAUAAAAAUGCUGUUUAUAUUCACAUGAUUUUAAGAAAACUGUAAAAGCAAAGACUGUAGUAAUGACACAAAUAUGACAAAUAGAUGUUUUCUUAAAAUUGGCAGUCAGUAUAAUUAUGUUUCUGCCUAUGAUAUUGAGGAAGUUCUAUCAGUCUGAUUCUUAAGUUUUCUCAUCUGUUAAGUAGAAGAUACUAUUACUUACCUUAAAGGGUGGCUUUAAGAAUUUUGUAAGGAACAAACAUGUUUUUGGUUCUGGAAUAUAGGAGGUGCUCAAUAAAAGUUGAUGCUGAAUGGCAAAUAAUAUUCUAAUUGUUUUGUAAAUGCAUGAUGAUUAUUUUUGGCCAUAUUUGACUUAGUUUAAUUAGGCUAAUAUUAAUUGGUACUGUAUGAAAGUGUGUCAGCUAAUUAUAAAAAAUUAGAAGUGUCUUAGGUGACGAUGGGGGAGAAAACUUAAAAUCUUCGUGUAAAUUAUGGGUAGAUAAUUGAUAGAGUUAAUACAGUGUUAUUAAGUAUUCCCAUGUUGUGUUUUGCGAAUACUUAAUUUAAAAUAAUACAGAUGAAAAUAAUCUUGAGUCAUAAUAAAGAAAUGAUAUAUUAACUUAAGUUUCAACAUGUACAUUGUAGUAAUUUUCUGUUUAAAGUUACAGGUUCCUCAGGAAAAAAACUUAAACUAGCUGUAUUUCUUUAAUAAAUUAUAAGUAAAGGUUGACUAUCUCUUCUCUGAAAAUCCAAAAUGCUCCAAAAUCUGAAACUUUUUGAGCACGAACAUAACAUGCAAAGGAAAUGCUCACUAGGGCAUUUCAGUCUUCAGAUUUUUGAAUUGGGGAUGCUCAGCUGUUAAGUGUACUGCAGAUAUUUCAAAAUCUGAAAAACAGUACCCUUUCUGUAUUCAUGUCCAUCCUUACUCUGAUUAUCUGGACCGUAGUAAUCAUUCUCCGGUAAAACUUUCAACAACAUUGCUCUUUUGCCUAUUGUUCUCACUUGCCUAAACUACAUUCCUGGUUGAGUUCAAAUAUCUCUUUGCCUUUUCUCUUCCUACAUCAGAAGAGCUGGUAGAAAUAGAAAAAAAAAUCACAUGAUUGGACAGACUUGAUUAUAGAUUCAUGACCACAAAUCAGAGGAGCCCAGCAGUGUUACUGUAUUUUUCUAGCAAGUUCAUAACCCCACUCUCAAAUUCCCUCUCUCACUCCUUCCUUCCUUUCCUGACUCUCCUUCCCACUUGCCCAAGAUGAGGAUUUCAUCACAUGCUUCAUUUAGAAAAUCAAAACAAUCAUUAGCUCAUCCUGUCUCUUACAAGGUCAUUAAUGGUCUUAAAACUAAAAACCAAAAAUUAUUUUUAUUCCUGUAUUUAUUCGUUGAGGCCUAAUGGAUACAGGGUACAGUAUUUAUUGCUGCCCACAUCAGAAUGAAAAAAAAAUUGUCAUUUCACAGUAAUUUGUUUCUGUGGAAACCCACAAUCAUCCAUGUAAAGGAAUGGGCUGAUGAAAUUCAAUACUUGUCACCUGAGGCAACAAAUUUGUUCCUAAAACAUACAUUCUAAAAUUGAAAGAUUUCCUAGGAUUUGGAGUAAGAAAGUCUUCAGAAAUUUGUGAACCUCCUAAAAACUACAGUGAAUAGUCCUCAAAAUCUGAAUGAAAGAAAGUAAGGGUAAAUGAGAUGGAUGAAAGGGAAGAAAUAUGGAUGAAAGGAUUGAUGGAUAGAUGGGUGUGUUUAGGCUCCACCUUCUUGUUUAACAACUGUUCUUUCCUAGGUAGUAGCUAGAGUUCAAGUCUGAACAAAAUCCAGUGAGGAUUCUACAAUCCCGUCAACCUAAAGGAGCAGAAUGGGAAAUCUUGUGAACUGAAUCUGGAUUCCUCACCCCAUCUCAGUAAAUAA
Cercocebus atys (sooty mangabey) is the source of this 4444-nucleotide messenger RNA. It is a transcript of the gene THAP5, whose product is annotated as THAP domain containing 5. Bases 129 to 1319 code for a protein of 396 amino acids. Gene Ontology annotation, cellular component: nucleus. The transcript has 3 exons. The record is from RefSeq and is a predicted model, not a curated record. NCBI's taxonomy places the organism in Eukaryota, Metazoa, Chordata, Mammalia, Primates, Cercopithecidae.